This is a messenger RNA of Protomyces lactucae-debilis, 498 nucleotides long. Its product is annotated as 60S ribosomal protein L12. Gene Ontology annotation, biological process: translation. Bases 1 to 498 code for a protein of 165 amino acids. NCBI's taxonomy places the organism in Eukaryota, Fungi, Ascomycota, Taphrinomycetes, Taphrinales, Protomycetaceae. Gene Ontology annotation, cellular component: ribosome; cytosolic large ribosomal subunit. The record is from RefSeq and is a predicted model, not a curated record. The transcript is spliced from 2 exons. Gene Ontology annotation, molecular function: large ribosomal subunit rRNA binding; structural constituent of ribosome.
AUGGCGCCCAAAGUAGACCCCAACGAGAUCAAAAUCAUCCACCUGCGUGCCCAGGGAGGUGAGGUCGGUUCGUCCGCCUCGCUCGCUCCCAAGAUUGGUCCGCUCGGUCUGUCUCCCAAGAAGGUGGGAGAGGACAUUGCCAAGGCCACCCAGGAGUGGAAGGGUCUGCGCGUUACUGUGCGUUUGACCAUCCAGAACAGACAGGCUGCCGUCUCGGUGGUGCCUUCUGCCUCUUCCCUGGUCAUCAAGGCCCUCAAGGAGCCUCCCCGAGACCGCAAGAAGGAGAAGAACAUCAAGCACUCUGGUAACAUCUCGCUCGACGAGGUCGUCGAGAUUGCACGCAAGAUGCAGUUCAAGUCCAUGGCCAAGGACCUUCAAGGAACUGUCCUUGAGAUUCUCGGCACAUCCUUCUCUGUUGGCUGCACCGUCGAUGGACGCAACCCCAAGGAGCUUGGCGACGACAUCAAGGCUGGCGAGGUUUCCAUCCCAUCCGAGUAG